Molecule: messenger RNA, 357 nt
Organism: Paramecium primaurelia
Lineage: Eukaryota; Ciliophora; Oligohymenophorea; Peniculida; Parameciidae
Source: the annotation of a GenBank genome assembly
AUGAAAUUAAAAAUGACUGUGUUAAAGAGCUUUCUUGAGAUCCAAUUAAUACUAUAAGAAAUAAUAACUUUUUAGCAACAAUCACCCCUUCAUGCUUAAGGCUCUUCCUUUUCAUAAUAUCAAUUUACGAAUCUUUUUAUGAGAAAAUUUAAGAGAUUAAUAUUAAAAUACAAGUUAUAAAAGAAUACGCAAGUAUAUUUUAGAUAUAAUUUCUCAGAUUAUUUUCUUUUUUUGAGUAGAGAUAUAUUAAAGUCUUAAAAAGAAGAUCCCAACUAUUUGCUUAUAUAACAUAUACUAGGCCUUUAAAUGAUAAUAUUUAAUUAAUAGUCAUCCCUAAUUUAUUCAAUUUAUGUAUGA